AUGCUCAUACAUGAAAUUAAUUUGACAACAGGUGCAGAGGCAAAGCUGAUGAGGAACGACAAGUUCCCUUCAUUUUACUACAUAUCAAACUUGGACAAAAUAACGAUUAACGACAGGGAAGUUCCUAUUGACCCUUCGCAUUGGGAUUUGGGCCCAGAUAAAUAUGGUGGCAUAUUUGUUGAUACUGGAGGCUAUAUUACCAAAUUUCCAGAUGAUGUUUAUGUCAAAUUUAGGGAUAUAUUUAGGUCAGAAGUUAAAAAUGUGCCAUUGGUUCGAACACCACGUACAUCUAUAUUUGAUACUUGUUAUCGGGCUGAUAAAGUCGAUGAUUUGAGCGUAUUUCCAACUGUAAGCUUUUAUUUUAAAGGUAGUAAAAUGCCUCUUUUUGUUCGAGAAGAACAAGUGAUGGUACUACAUAAGAGAAGUUAUUGUAUGGGUUUUGGUAGUUCAGGUAGUAAGAGGUCCGUAAUAGGUGCUAAGGUGCUACAGACUUUUGGGUUGACCUUUGAUCUUUAUAACUGGCGUUUGACCUUGUCCCCUAAUGCUUGUGAAUGA
This is a messenger RNA of Capsicum annuum, 555 nucleotides long. RefSeq names its product protein ASPARTIC PROTEASE IN GUARD CELL 2-like. Gene Ontology annotation, biological process: proteolysis. Lineage: Eukaryota; Viridiplantae; Streptophyta; Magnoliopsida; Solanales; Solanaceae. The coding region runs from base 1 to 555 and encodes 184 amino acids. The transcript has a single exon. The record is from RefSeq and is a predicted model, not a curated record. Gene Ontology annotation, molecular function: aspartic-type endopeptidase activity.